This is a messenger RNA of Engraulis encrasicolus (European anchovy), 4925 nucleotides long. RefSeq names its product dopachrome tautomerase (gene dct). The transcript has 8 exons. Gene Ontology annotation, molecular function: dopachrome isomerase activity; oxidoreductase activity. The record is from RefSeq and is a predicted model, not a curated record. The coding region runs from base 4 to 1572 and encodes 522 amino acids. Gene Ontology annotation, cellular component: melanosome. Gene Ontology annotation, biological process: positive regulation of neuroblast proliferation; melanin biosynthetic process from tyrosine; ventricular zone neuroblast division. NCBI's taxonomy places the organism in Eukaryota, Metazoa, Chordata, Actinopteri, Clupeiformes, Engraulidae.
GCGAUGAUGAGGGGUGUUCAGCUACUGGGUCUGCUGUUGGUGGUGGGGUGUUACUGGCUGGCUCCGGUGGUGGAUGCUCAGUUCCCCAGAGUGUGCGCCACCGUACAGGGGGUCGUCUCCAAGAUGUGCUGCCCGCCGCUGGGCACCGAUCCGGCCAACUUGUGUGGGGUUUUAUCCGGACGAGGGAACUGCAGCGAUGUGCGAGUGGAUAACAAGCCCUGGGGAGGCCCUUACAGGCUGAGGAACGUGGACGACAGGGAGGGAUGGCCCAGGAAGUUCUUCAAUCGCACCUGCAGGUGCUUUGGUAACUUUGGUGGGCCUGACUGUGGGGAGUGUAAGUUUGGUUGGACGGGCCCUAACUGCGACCAGAGGAAGGCCCCGGUGGUGCGUAAGGACAUCAAAACUCUGUCGGCCGCCGAACUGGAGGAGUUCCUGAGCGUGCUGGACCGCUCCAAGACCGCCACCCACCCCACCUACGUCAUCGCCACCCAGCACUGGCUCGGCCUGCUCGGCCCCAACGGCACCCAGCCGCAGUUCUCCAACAUCUCCAUCUACGACUACUUUGUCUGGCAGCAUUACUACUCCGUCAGAGACACACUUCUAGGCCCAGGUCGCCCAUUCAAAGCCAUUGACUUCUCCCACAAGGGGCCUGCCUUCAUCACCUGGCACCGGUACCACCUUCUCAGCCUGGAGAGAGAGCUGCAGAAAUUGUCCGGGAAUGAAAACUUUGCCGUUCCCUACUGGAACUUUGCCACUGGGAGGAAUGAGUGUGACAUCUGCACCAACUCCAUGCUGGGGGCCCCUGACCCCAUCGACCCCUCGCGCAUUAGCAACAGCUCCAGAUUCGCUAAGUGGGGAGUGGUCUGUAACAGCCUGGAUGAGUACAACCAGCUGGUGACGCUGUGUAACGGCAGCAUGGAGGGUCCGCUGCGGAGGGGGAUGAUGCAGCGCAGGAACAUGUCACUGCCCACCAUGACGGACGUCAGGAGCUGCCUGCGCAUCAGGGACUUCGACAGCCCACCCUACUUCACCAACUCCACCUUCAGCUUCAGGAAUGCACUGGAGGGCUAUGACAUGCCUGACGGAGAGCUGGACAGCUCGGUGGCCAACCUGCACAAUCUGGUCCACAGCUUCCUUAGCGGUACCAACGAGCUGGCCCACGCCGCCGCUAACGACCCCAUCUUCCUGCUGCUGCAUGCCUUCACUGAUGCCAUAUUUGACCAGUGGAUGAAGAGGUUCCCCGGGAACGCCACCUUCCCGGACGAGAUGGCCCCCAUCGGCCACAACAGGCAGUACAACAUGGUGCCCUUCUUCCCCCCAGUCACCAACGAGGAGAUCUACGUGGCCUCCACUGAUCUGGGCUACUCCUACGCAGUGGAGCUAGAGGAGCUUGAGGAGAGCAGGCCCGUGGUGGUGCUGGGCUCGGCCCUGGGCGGCGUCUUCCUGGGGCUGCUGCUGCUGCUCUUCCUGGCCGUGCUCUACAUCCAGCAGAGGAGGAAGAGAGGCUUCGAGCCCCUCAUCAAGGCCGAGUACACCCCCCGCAGGUACACCCAGGAGGGGAACAUGCCAUGAAGCCAGCUGUGGAGGUGGACGGGAAGAGGAGGAAGAACACAGGAGCAGCAACAACAACAACAUGCCGUUAAUAACCGCCCUGGCGGUGGCGGUGGUGGCUCACCUGGACUCACAAGCUACAGCCUAGAACCAGAUAUCCCAACUUACCUGGAGCUUCCGGACUGGUUAACCAGAUGAUUUUGUUUUUUUUUACUAAUUCACCUGCACUGAUGAACAAACCUAAUUCAAUAAUUAGCCGGUAACAAAUACUAUGUGGUACUAGACUGUAGUUUCUGCAUUCAGGUGGCUCAUCAUGACUGGCAGUUUGUCAACAUCACGUACGGUGUAAAAAUGUGGAGAUUCCUCAAAGAAUCCUCAUCGGGUUCGAAGUGGAACCUAAACAUUCCACGAAGAACCUUAAAGUUCCUGGAAGAACCCCAGGGUUUUUUCCACAGUGAAAUUCAAAGAAAGACAGGCUUUUUGGAAAACCUUGAGGUUCUUCCAAUCACUCAUAAGUUCAGCAGAGAACCGUAAGGAAUCCCCCCCAGCGGCAAUUGUGGGUGUUUUGACAAACCUUUCAUUUUCACAGUGCAGGCAAGGACUCAAGCAAAGAACUUAUCGUGUAGUCAGAUCUUGGAAAUUUACCACUUUCUAACUCUGAAAUGAAAGUCCCUCCUGGGAUUCCUUUACAAACAGACGUGAUUAAAUGUAUCUAUUCUGGCAUACUUGAAAAUGCAUAUCAUCCAGAAGCACUUUCUUUGAAAUUAUUCAACACAUUUUGCCUGAAAAAUAAUGACGAGGCAGCUGGCACAAUUUUUUAAACAUUUAUUUGCAAGGAAUUGAGUUACAAAACCCAAAAUGCAAACAAUUUUAAAUGUUUUACAAACAUUGUAAGGCAUAUUUUGUUAGUACUUUCUUUGUGUCAAGUAGGAAAUAAUGUUCUAUUGGGACUUUCCUUCAGCAAUGUAAUGUGAAGUCAUUUUGUAUGGAAGAGUAUGGCUGUUUUGGAACCAGAUAUGUAUGAAAUAAUCCUUAAUGACUAACAAAAAGCCAAGCUGCUGUGAACAUGUAUUGUGUUCUAUAAAAUUAAUUUACAUAAACAUUAUGAUGGCUUUACUUGGAUGUUGAUUUAAUCAUUGUUACUGAAUGACCCAAGUCCCAAUUUUUAUAAAAAUCAAGACGCUAUUCUGUAAUAUGUGCACAUAACAAAAGCAAUGACAAAAUCAGAACUUAUUGAACUCAAAAAUUCUGUAUGUUGUGAUUUUGAUAAUACUGCAUGCAAUCUUUUUUUAAUCUCAUAAAUUCCUCACAUUCACAUCAUGAAUUUCAAUACUGUCAUUUUGCCUUUCUCUGUCAUAAAUAUUUUUUACAAAUAGAAAAUGGUGAUGUUCUACUCCUUGUGCUUUUAAAACAAUUCUCGUACAUUUUUAAAAUCUAAAUAUUAUAUUACUUUGUAUUACAAAGUGACCAAUUAAAUACCAAUAGAAAGACAGUGAUAGGAUCAAUAUUCAUGAUGUCAAAGUGUUGAAUUUAUGAAAUAGAUUGUUAUGGCAUACAGUGCUAAGAAAAUCUACACAGAAUUUAAAAAUGUAGUGAGUGUAGCUCAAAAUAGAUGACCAAAAAACAGCAUACGAGAGUCUCUGACCCAUGUUGAAUAUAUUGGGCACACCUUUGGACAAGAUGUGUGGAAAAGUGGACAUGACAGUUGAGUUAGUGGGCUUUGAUUCAGAAAGGCCGGUUGCCGCUGCUGCUGCUAUGCCCCAGCACCACGGCAGGGCUUUUCAGGGGCCCCGUCCCCUCCGUCACACUCAGCUGCUCCGCCCGCCUGCCUGCCUGCCUGUGCUGCGUGCCUGAAAGGCCUCACUGGUGCAUUCAUGCUUCUCUGCCUCUUCAAAAUUCCCAUUUCACAGGCCAGUGUGGCCGCCUUUCAGCAUGCCUUUCUUAAGUGCGGCAGCAAGCUUGCGCGGCUUUAGAGAUAAAGCUUUGGCCACUGCUCUGCCUCCACUCCCCCCUUCUUCACAAAGCUCAGCUCUCGCUCUCACUCGCUCUCGCUCUCUCUCUCACUCGCUCUCGCUCUCUCUCUCUCUCUCUCUCUCGCUCUCUCUCUCUCUAUCUCUCUCUCUCUCUCUCUCUCUCACUCGCUAUACAGCUCACUGCCUCUCCUCCCUCUUCCUGGGUUCAACCAAAAGACAAGCUCAACGCACACACACACACGGACACACACACACACGCACACCCAUAUAAAGAAAUUAACACAACACUCACACACAUGCACUAUAAAUCCAGAGUCAGAGCUGAUAUCUCAGCAAUAGAUUAUAGUAAUAAGUGUAAAUGGAGACAACUGCAAUAUCUGCUUUUCGAUUGCUCCUUUUAAUGUGGAAUCCAAAUAACUGUCUGAAAAUAUUCAUUCAGGUAUCUAACCUGACUUUCAAUACUGUUAGUAGUUCAGACUUUUUGCUGUCUGUAUAAUGACUGGAUGUUGUCAGCAGCUAAUUGUGGUUGCUAAUUUGCUAAUCUGAUGAUCGAUAUGAGUGGCUUACAUUAGUUUGGAUCAGAACAGUAGAGCUACACGAGUGCUUGACGUUUUUGAAAGGCAUGGCUUUGCCGAGUUGAACAUACACCGCUGCUGCUGUUUGCUGACAGGGGGUAGUUCUAGGGAAGUGGGAGUGGGAGUCGAGAAUGGAGGUUGGUGAUGCACAAGACCAAGCAGGGUGGCCGGAGUUAUCAGUGACUCCCAAUGCGAGUCAUCUUUGAUAGCAGUUCAUCACAUGAACGUCACAGCAUCUCAGCCAAACAAGCAGAUGACCAGGGGUGCUUUUCUCGAAAGCAUAUUUGCUUGCCAGUUAGCAACUUGGAUAGUUGCCAAUGUUAAAUUGCACUGCAAACAGCAAAGUAGCUAACGUAGUUAGCAACUAUGGUUUUCAGGAAUGCACCCCAGGAAAGCAGAGAAUCAUGGGAAGAACAAUGUGGCGGUUAGUAAUGAAGUAAAGACUGACGGAAUUCCUCACAGGACACAAAACAGGCGUCUGGAUCGGUAUUUCAAUCUAUUUGUUGACUUCAUAUUUAUAUAGUAUAUCCUUAACUUUCAGAGCAUUUGAUGCACAAGGUACUCUAUAAAAAAUCCCAUUUAUAUAUAUCAUUACAUAUAUUCAAAAUGUGACAUCUCUUUUUUUGUAGAAAAAUUAAAAAUCACUCUUUAUGAUCUCCAAGAACAUUCUCUUCAAGUGGUAAUACUGUAAUUCAAUACACCAAUCAAGUGGUAGGACUCUGAUGUAGUGGGGCUUAAAGGACUGAUGGAUAAACGCUAAAUAGGUGCUGCAAGAAAGCUCUCCCACAUAAAUUCACCCAGUUGGCUCCUCUGGCCCGCCCAUUAA